This is a messenger RNA of Aricia agestis (brown argus), 1100 nucleotides long. RefSeq names its product arginase-1 (gene arg). Gene Ontology annotation, cellular component: cytoplasm; nucleus; cytosol. The coding region runs from base 74 to 1090 and encodes 338 amino acids. Lineage: Eukaryota; Metazoa; Arthropoda; Insecta; Lepidoptera; Lycaenidae. The record is from RefSeq and is a predicted model, not a curated record. The transcript has 6 exons. Gene Ontology annotation, molecular function: arginase activity; manganese ion binding.
UUAUCAUGACGUUGGUGAUACAACAUUCUUAAGUAUUAAGACAGUAUUUAGACGGAAUAUAAAACUGUUAAAAAUGAACGUCUUCAGAACGUUUGCGAGGAACAUUAGCGGGAAAGUGAAUAAAGUUGGCAUUAUUGGAGUUCCGUUUGAGAAAGGUCAGAAAAAAUAUGGAGUGAGCGUCGCGCCCGCCGCGCUCCGGACGGCGGGGCUAGUGGAACAGCUGAGGGAGAUCGAGGGCCUGGACGUGAAGGACUACGGAGACGUAGAGGUCCCAGCUCAGGGGGAGCCGGUGGACGUGGACAACAUGAAACACCUGUCCCUGGUCUCCGCCUGCAACAGGAACCUGUCGGAGAAGGUGGCCACCGUGUUGCGGGACGGACGGAUAGCCAUCACCAUAGGCGGAGACCAUUCUAUUGGAGUCGGUACCGUGGACGGCCACUACGCUGUUAACGAGGACAUGAUUCUCAUCUGGGUGGACGCGCAUGCGGACAUCAACACCAACAAGACUUCGGGCUCGGGCUCCGUACACGGCAUGCCCGUGGCUCUCCUGGUAAAGGAGCUGGCGGAUUACUGGCCAUACCUACCUACUAUGGACUGGCAGGUGCCCAAACUAUCUAUCAAGAGCCUUGGCUACGUGGGACUGAGAUCGGUGGACGCGUACGAAAGACUCGCUAUACAGAAACAUAAUGUGCCUUGUUUCACCAUGGAAGACAUUGAAGAAUACGGUAUAGGGAGGUCCAUAAAUCACAUCCUGCGCGUUUUGGACCCGUCCGCCAACAAACCCAUUCACGUCAGCUUCGACAUCGAUUCCUUGGACGCGCUCGAAGCACCCAGCACGGGCACUCCAGUGCGAGGCGGACUGACGUUGAGGGAGGCGGUGAAAUUAAUGGAGAUUAUCCACGCCACCGGCCGCCUGAGAGCCUUCGAUUUAGUCGAAAUAAACCCCGCGCUGGGCAACGACUCCGACAGGAAAAAGACCAUAGAGGCCGGAUUAUGUGUGCUCAAAGCCGCUUUGGGAUUCUCCCGCAAAGGAACGAUACCGCAAGGGUUAACAGAUUUGCCGAUACAGACUAACAACGGCAAUAAAUAAUGUAUAUUUU